Molecule: messenger RNA, 2509 nt
Organism: Neocloeon triangulifer
Lineage: Eukaryota; Metazoa; Arthropoda; Insecta; Ephemeroptera; Baetidae
Product: A disintegrin and metalloproteinase with thrombospondin motifs like
Exons: 15
Coding region: 172-2442 (756 amino acids)
Biological process (GO): proteolysis
Molecular function (GO): metalloendopeptidase activity
Source: RefSeq, a predicted model, not a curated record
GAAGAGAAAGGGGCCUAGUGCGGCGAAGAGAAGGGCCUGCCUCUCUCAGUCAGUUCGCCUGCAUAGCCAGUGGUAGAAGCACCAUGCACCUCUGACUGCAGCCCCGUGGCUCAACUUCAACUCCACCCCCUUCAACACGCGUCUCGCUGCACCAAGGACUCGAGGGUCACAAUGGCGGCAGGUUGGCGACUGACGUCGCUGCUGCUGCUCUACCUGUCCACCCCGUUCUACAGUGCCAACGGUGUCCAGACGGGCACCAACUUUGAUCUCCACACACACAUGAGCCCACAAGACUUGCGCUCAUUAUUCCACGUGGAUUCUCACGAUGAAGUGCCCGAGUACCAGGUGGUGUCAGUGCGAGCCCUGAGCAAGCGAAGCGCCUCCGAGGACGGACCGCACCUGGUGGCCCACCUCGAGGCCUUCGGACGGCCGCUGCAGUUGGCGCUGCGACGCACCACAGGGCUGGCCGGCGCCGCGGGGCCGUCGGCGCUGCGCAUGUUUGCGCAGGACGGCGAACAGUUGGCCGAGAUUCCGCAGGCGGAGCACGGCGCCGACAUCGGACACACGUACCAGGACGAGGCCAGCGGCGCCGCCCUUCUUGUCCACACGGACCCUGAAGAUGGUACUCUGCUUGUUGAAGGAACGAUUGGCAAGGAUUUAGUGGUGCGUCCUGUCCCGUCGUCGGUGCGCCAUUUGGUGCCCGCCGAAGAGGACGAGGGUGACGAAGAGUACGAGGGCAGCGACGACGAAAUGUUCCUGGACGAGGAACAAGAGGAUGAGGAGGUGAUGAAGGCCGGCUUCCCUCUGCCAGAGAGAAAGCCGACGAAGAAACCCACCAAGAAGGCCACAUUUAUUGACAAGAAAAAGAGCAAACGGACUAAGAGGAGUGCGGCCACCAUGGGCAUGCACGUCGUCAUCAGGAGGUCGCCUGCUGAAGCCGAUCCUAUGGGCGAUUAUGCUUUUAUGGAGCCUGACCAUUUGUCUAAGCGGUUCAGGAGGGACUUGAGCAACAGGAGGGAUAAAAGAGAGGCCCCUUACGUCAUCUACCCUGAAAUCCUUGUUAUUGUGGAUUACGACGGUUACAGACUACAUGGAGGUGACAAUGUUCAGGUCAAGAGGUAUUUUGUCUCAUUUUGGAACGGAGUCGACCUGCGGUACAAACUUUUGAAAGGACCCAAAGUUCGCAUCAGCAUCGCUGGAAUCAUUAUUUCUCGAGGAAGAGAUGCCACUCCGUAUUUGGAGAGGAACAGAGUGGGUAGGGACGCCAUUGACUCGGCGGCAGCACUCACUGACAUGGGCAAAUACCUCUUCAGGGAGAGAAGACUUCCUGUUUAUGACAUUGCAGUUGCCAUCACAAAGUUGGAUAUGUGCAGAAGACAGUACGCCAACGAUAAUUGCAACAGAGGAACGGCAGGUUUCGCGUACGUCGGCGGUGCCUGCGUGGUGAACAAGCGGCUGGAGAAGGUCAACAGCGUGGCCAUCAUCGAAGACACCGGCGGCUUUUCCGGCAUCAUCGUUGCCGCCCACGAGGUGGGCCACCUGCUGGGCGCCGUGCACGACGGUUCGCCACCGCCCAGCUACCUGGGAGGACCUGGCGCUGAAAAGUGCCGAUGGGAAGACGGAUUCAUCAUGAGCGACCUUAGGCACACGGAGAAAGGAUUCAGAUGGUCGUCGUGCAGUGUUGCGAGCUUCCACCACUUCCUCAACGGAGACACUGCUACUUGUCUUUUCAACGCUCCUCAUGAGGACGACGCUUUGCCCAGAGUUUUGCCUGGGAAGCUGUUGUCUUUGGACGCCCAGUGCAGGAAAGACAGAGGAACCAGCGCUUGCUUUAAAGACGACAGGGUAUGCGCGCAGUUGUUCUGCUUCGACGCCAACUCUGGCUACUGCGUGGCCUACAGGCCGGCGGCCGAGGGUUCGCCGUGCGGCGACGGCCAGUCGUGUCUGAACGGCCGGUGCGUGGCCGAGCACGAAAACAUCAUCCCCGACUACACUCAGAUCACGCCGACGUACGCCCGGCCGGACAGCGCGGCCACGCAGACGCGUCCCGUGUACGCCGAGCCGCCGGACAGGAGCACGAACGGCACCACGAGCAGCAGGAUUCCGUGGGGACACUUCUGGACGAGGAGCACCACCCCUUUGACCCCCGCCACCUCCAGCAGCACCACCACUUUAUCAUCAACCACAUUCACAACCACGACUACCUACAAACCACCCAAGCAAACCAAAAGCACCACCCCUUACUCCACAAAAAACCCUUUUGCCACACACGUUGGCGAGCAGGACUCGUGUGAGGACCUGCCCUCCAAGUCCUCGGCCAGCAUGAGCUGCGUAGAGCUGCUGUCGCGAUACCCGCUGCAAUACUGCGGCUCCUACUACAUCAAAAAGCACUGCUGCGCCUCGAUGCGCGCCAUGUGCCCCAAUGGCACCCAGACCCACUGACCCCUGCCCCUGGCCUGCCCCACCGUAGGCGAGAGAGCGUCCCUUGUUGUGCUGUUAAAACUGUUCA